AAAAGAAAAAAAGAGAGAAAAAUCGUAGUCAGUGACAAACAAUAUUUACGGCUAAAAAUCGUACCAUAUUCAUAUAAAUUGUAGAGAAAGUGAUAAAUACACAACAAUUAUGAAAAUGAAAUAUCCCCGCAAAGAUAUUGAUCAGAUUUUAGGUAAAAAAAAAAAUAGUGAAAUGAAUUGCAAAUUCACAAAGGACACACUCGUCUUUUGAAAAUAUGUAUGAGGAUAAAUUGGUAAUUUUCUUAUUUUUAUCCUAUUUGUAAUUGUGUCUAUCAAAUACCCAAAACUAAUUACCUAGAUCUAUAACAUAAUUACCAAACAGAACACCCACACUAUGUAUCAUGCCUUGUGUACAACGGGUUCUUGAUUUAUCUAUCAUGCCUUAUCCCAUAGAGACUAUCAAACAUUUUUUCUCGCUUGCCUUUCUAGUUUUGUUGCACUGAAAUCAUGGGAAAGAAGGGAAAAAUCGAGAGAAAUCAUGGGAAAGUAGCCAGUGAGGUCUUGUUUCAGAAGAGUAUUGGAGAUAAAGAUGGAUUUGAUGUUGUGGAUGACUUGAGUGAACCAACCAUGGGUGAAAAACUUGCAAGCCUCAACUUGGAAGGAAAUGACAAUGCCCCUAACCCUGAAAAUGCAGACUCUUCUCUUCUGGCAAAGCCACCUAGUGCAGACUCGGUUAAUAUCUUAGUUAAGCAAGCACUGCAUGCUGAUGACCGAGCCCUUCUCAUAGAUUGCUUAUACAGACAAGAUGAGAAGGUAAUUGCAAACUCACUAUCACUGUUGAAUCCUUCUGAUGUUCUAAAGUUCUUAAAGUCGCUUGUGCCAAUAAUCCAGUUAAGGGGUGCUGUUUUGGCCUGUGCUCUUCCAUGGCUCAAAAGUUUACUUCUUCAGCAUUCUAGCAGUAUAAUGUCCCAAGAAUCUUCCUUGGCCGUUCUAAACUCGUUGUUUCAGAUAAUAGAAUCAAGAGUCUCAACCUUCAACCCUGCUCUUCAACUGUCAUGUUGCUUGGACUUGCUUUAUGCAGAUUCUGUUGAUGACGGAGUGGAGGAGAAUGAUAUAAUUGCACCUGUUAUAUAUGAAGAUGAAGAUGAAGAUGAAAGCGAUGAUGAUGCAUCUGAAGAUUCCUCCAUGGAAGUUGACACUGUAGAAGAUGGUGAAGAGCCUAUAAUCUACAGCGAUAUCAGUGAUGACGAAGAGGAUGGUGAAAUUAAUGACUAAAUUGAUCAUUGAAAUUUUGCUGCCUGACAUGUAUGUAUAAGAAAACUGCAUCAAUCUUAGUUGGCAAAGUGUAGAAAACUGAGCUUUUCUUUUAUUUCUAUCCCUAUCCCCAUGUUCCAUUUUUGUCAUGAGAUUUUGUAAUGUCAACGAGUCUUUUAUGUUAAUAGCAACUUUUGGUCUCGUUCAA
Molecule: messenger RNA, 1402 nt
Organism: Salvia miltiorrhiza (redroot sage)
Lineage: Eukaryota; Viridiplantae; Streptophyta; Magnoliopsida; Lamiales; Lamiaceae
Exons: 7
Coding region: 448-1215 (255 amino acids)
Biological process (GO): maturation of SSU-rRNA from tricistronic rRNA transcript (SSU-rRNA, 5.8S rRNA, LSU-rRNA)
Cellular component (GO): nucleolus
Source: RefSeq, a predicted model, not a curated record